Molecule: messenger RNA, 1936 nt
Organism: Linum trigynum
Lineage: Eukaryota; Viridiplantae; Streptophyta; Magnoliopsida; Malpighiales; Linaceae
Source: the annotation of a GenBank genome assembly
CCCUUCCCAUAAAUCAUAAUCCCCUUUUCCUAAAACUUUGUCAAAAACCAAACACCCCCUAACCAUCGACAUCCUUUAAUCCUUUUCUUUUUCUUAUUAUUCAAAAAAUAAAAAUAAAAACCCUCCCAAUUCCCAUCAUUUACCUCUUUAGUUCCUUUCACCUUUUUAUUUUCCCCCUCUAGCAUAAAAAAAUUUAAAUCCCUUAUAUAUAUAUAUACCGUGGGGGAAAACAAAUUGUCCUAGUCCAUCACAUGGCCGCCAACCGCCCUGACCUUCCCCUUCCUCCUCCUAGUGAGCCCUCCCAAGUCCCAAUCCAACCACCGCCUCCGCCGGCGCCGGCGCCGCUCAUUCUCCCAUCUCCGCCGAAAUCUACUCCCCCUAACCCUACUCCUACUCCUACUCCCACUUCAACAACAACAACUACAACUCCUACCUUCACUUUCAUCACUCCGAUUCCGAUCCCAAAUUCGAUCACAUCUUCCCAGCUUCUGCCAGCUGUCACCACCGCUGCAACUACAACAACAAUCACGCCCUGCUCCUCCCCGACCUCCCCUUCUUCCGGGAAGCACCCGGCGUACAGGGGGAUCCGGGCCCGGAGCGGGAAGUGGGUCUCGGAGAUCCGGGAGCCCAAGAAGACGACCCGGAUAUGGCUGGGAACCUACCCGACCCCCGAGAUGGCGGCCGCGGCGUACGACGUCGCUGCGCUGGCGCUCAAGGGUCCCACCGCACCGCUCAAUUUCCCCAACUCCAUCAUCUCCUACCCUAUCCCGGCCUCCCCUUCCGCCUCCGACAUUCGCGCCGCCGCCGCCAAGGCAGCCCUCGCCCGCCUGCCCAAACCGGUUUCCCUUGCCAGUACCGCUGAUCAUCAGCCCGCCUCCUCCUCCUCCGUGGAAGAGAUCAAAGUGGCGGCUGUUAAGGAGAAGGAGGAGGAGGAGGAGGAGGAGUUCAUGGACAUGGAUGAGCUGCUGAACAUGCCGAAUCUGCUGGUGGAUAUGGCUGGAGGGAUGAUGGUCAGCCCGCCCAGGAUGGAUACGCCGUCAUCGAUACAUGAUUCGCCGGAUAAUUCGGAUGCCGGGGAAUCGCUCUGGUCGUAUCACUUGGGAAAGUGAUGAUAACACACACAAGGAAGAAAAAAGAAGAAAAAAAGAAAAACAACACGUCCCACCCGAUUAUUGUUUAAUCUAUAUUUACGAUGGUAACAUAUAUAUAUAUAUAUUAUACUUAUAGAGAUCUCUCUAUAUAUAUUCUUCAACAUGUAUGCUACUCUCUGAUUUGUUUUCUUCGAUUUGUUUUCUUUUUUUCUUUCUUUUUUUCCGUUUCUUGUUUUCGCCCUGCGCGCCGGGUAGGGUUGAUUACCGGUCCAGCUUGCUGCUAGGUAAUUAGUUGGACGGAUCAGGUGACGGCCGGCGGGAAUCAUAACCAGCAGCUGCGUGAUCAGUUGAUGGGUUUUCCUUAAUUUUCUUCCCCUUAUGGUAAUUUUCAGAGUUGAUCAGUUGAUGAGAUUGAUUAUCAAGUACUGAUGAUGAUGUGAUGAUCAGUUUUUUGUGUCUUUGUCAUCUGCAUUCCAAAUCUUGCCUGCACCGUCACAUCCCAUUAGGGUUCAUAUGUGGGCCUUGGCGACGAUAUUGAUUCCAAACUGUUCCAACUCAUGGUGAUUCAAUUGUUUCUUGUUGCUAUGACUUCUUCGAGUUCGAUUAUCUGUUGUCGAAUGGAAGUCUGCAAUGUAUGAGCUUAUGCAUAUUUGUGUUACUGUUUCCUGUUCUGGUCUCUUGGUAACAUUUCUUCUCUCCAGGUUAGGUUGGAUCAGGAUUAGUCCGUUUGUGGAGGUGUUACAUAUAUGCGAUGCAAUCCGUAUCUCCUCAAAUACAGUGAAAUUGGACUCUCCUGCUCAUAAAUUAGUUAACACACAUCGUGUUAAUGAACCACACAUAAAUCU